AUGGCAGGGACUACUGGGUUUUCUCAACAGGAUGUUGAGCGAUAUCCCGCCGUUCUGCCCGAUCCGGAGCAGGCCCAACGGGAGGCCAUUGCAAGACAAGAGGGCGAGGACCUCCUCUUUGAUACCCCGCAUACGAUGCAAGAGGCAGAGGACACGGAAAUAGAAGAUUCUGAAGAAGACCGCACUCCUGCGGUCGCUGCCCGGCCCAACCGGAAGGUCACGAAACCGGCCAAGAUAGCAAGCCAAAGCAGGCCCGGCCGGGAGGUCCGUCGAAGGCGUCACGAGCAGGUUUGUCCUCCCGGCGACGGGCGGUCAAUUUCGAGGCUCCAGUGCAGGGAGAAGUCGCACAGCUCGAUGCCACUCAGCGCGACAUAA
Messenger RNA from Monascus purpureus, 375 nucleotides. NCBI's taxonomy places the organism in Eukaryota, Fungi, Ascomycota, Eurotiomycetes, Eurotiales, Aspergillaceae. The record is from the annotation of a GenBank genome assembly.